AAGUUAUAUAAUUCAAUGCGACUUAGGUCCAGGUGCUGUUAUAUAUUCGGGUCAAUCAACAAAGUGACCAUUCCUGAAAGUGAAGGCAUCAACAAGCUCAAGAUGAAAGUGGCCCUCUUUAUUCUGGUUGUCCUCCCCCUGGUGUUCUGUGCCCCCUCAGAGAUAGACAGACGAUGGCUGAUCGAUGUUCACGCCGUAGUUGAUCAACUGAAGCACCUCAUCACUCCGGACAUGACCGAGUCUGCCUGUACCACUGUCUGCGAGUCCGUUAUUUCCGGAAUAGGAUUGUUGGUGUGUCCCAGUGCUUGUAACAUUUUGGUUUCUUCACUGAACGGAAAAUAAACAAUAAAACCCAG
This is a messenger RNA of Magallana angulata, 356 nucleotides long. RefSeq lists its product as uncharacterized. The transcript has 4 exons. The record is from RefSeq and is a predicted model, not a curated record. Bases 16 to 342 code for a protein of 108 amino acids. NCBI's taxonomy places the organism in Eukaryota, Metazoa, Mollusca, Bivalvia, Ostreida, Ostreidae.